AUGGAUCAUCCACUGCUAGAGUUGUGCAAUGGCAUUCAAGAGGAUACACCUUUAGCACAUAUCACUGCUCACACUGUGCUGGAAAUGAACUACACUGACAAGCAACUGACAGCAGCUGUUGUGUCUAAAGGGUUAAGACCUGGUCUUGCAGGGACGGAAUCAUGUGCACCACCAAGAUUACUAUCUCUGGUACAAAGAUGUUGGGAUGCUGACAUGCACAAUAGGUCUUCAUUUGAUGAUAUCAUCUCCACACUUGAUCUCAGCAUGGUUUUGCCAUGUUGCCUGUAA
Messenger RNA from Lactuca virosa, 288 nucleotides. The record is from the annotation of a GenBank genome assembly. NCBI's taxonomy places the organism in Eukaryota, Viridiplantae, Streptophyta, Magnoliopsida, Asterales, Asteraceae.